Tetrahymena thermophila SB210 is the source of this 1959-nucleotide messenger RNA. RefSeq names its product acyl-coenzyme A oxidase, putative. The record is from RefSeq and is a predicted model, not a curated record. The transcript is spliced from 3 exons. Lineage: Eukaryota; Ciliophora; Oligohymenophorea; Hymenostomatida; Tetrahymenidae. Gene Ontology annotation, molecular function: acyl-CoA oxidase activity; FAD binding; fatty acid binding. Gene Ontology annotation, cellular component: peroxisome. Gene Ontology annotation, biological process: lipid homeostasis; fatty acid beta-oxidation using acyl-CoA oxidase.
AUGGAUUUAAGGACUCUCUAUAAUAAGGCUAUUUUAGGGGAGAACCUAUACUAGCAAGUAAAGUAAGCUAGAAGUGAGUUGUAUUCUAAGUAUCCUGACUCAACUCCUUUUGUGGGCAAAAUGUUUUCUAUGAAUCAAAAAGAAGGAUUUAUUAAAUUAGCUAAAAAUUUUAAAAACUUGGCAGCUAUUAUGAAAGGAAAAGAUUAAUAGCUUAUCCAAAACAUGCACUUGGUAACAGAAAUAGGAGUACUAUUCCUUCACUUUAAUGCUUUUCUGUCUACAAUUUAGAUGCUUGGUACUCCUGAGCAGGUCAAAUAUUGGGAAAAUUUAGCUCUUAAUUUUUAAGUGUUAGGAGCAUAUGCAUAGACAGAAAUGGGUCAUGGUUCUGAUGUUUAAGGAUUGCUUUCAAGGGCAGACUAUGAUUUAGAAACAGAUUCUUUUAUUCUAAACAGCUAAGAUCCUAAAUCUGGCAAAUAUUGGCCAGGAGUUCUGGGUAUUAACUGUACCCAUUGUGUCUUUUAAGCCUAAACAUUUGUUAAAGGUCAAUAUAUUGGAGUAUAAACUUUUGUAGUGCCUAUUAGAGAUAAAAACAAUCAAAUGAAAUAAUAUCCAGGAGUAGAAGCAGGAGACAUUGGUCCUAAGUUUGGUUUCUAGUAUACUGAUAAUGGUUAUUUAUAUCUGAAGAAUUACAGAAUACCUAGAGAAAACUUAUUAAUGAGAUAUUGUUAAGUUUCAAAGGAUGGUAGCUUUAAAAUAGCAGGAAAAAAGGCUAUCAAAUUAGGAUAUGGUAGCAUGCUAAAUUUAAGAGUUAUACUUGUAGCUUCGUUUUGCUUUGGAGCUUUAAGCUCAACCCAUUUAGCUUAUCAUAAUAGAGAGUUAGCAAAAAAAUAUUGUGAAGAAACUUAUCAUCUGUAAAAGAAGUAAAUAGGUAUUCGAGAUAUUUAUUUCAAAGAAGAUUUUGCUAGAAUGACUUCAUAUUUAAUGAGUUCACUAAAAUUAAAGGAAAUGUAUGCAAGAUAUUAAAAAGCAAUAUAGCAGGAUGAUCCAAAUAUUCUUUCUAUUCUUGCUGAAAUUCAUAUACUAUCAGCAGGGUUCAAAGCUUGUAGCUCUUGGGCAUAGCUCUAAACAGUUCGCUAAAACCUUAUUUAUAAUGAUCCUAUUGGUCAUUUGAAUUGGAGUGGAUAACCACAGAGGCUUGGAGAUUCAAUUCCAGCUCCAACAUACGAAGGAGAUAAUCAUGUCCUUCUACAACAAACUGGUAAAUACCUCUUGAAACUCUUUAUGGUUAUUUAAAAAGCUAAAAAGAGUAAGGAAUCACUUUCUGAUAAAGAAAAAUUCAUGCUUGGAGGAGAACUUUCAUUCUUUGUAGAUUGUGCAUUCUAGAGAAAAGCUGUUGAUGUUCUCCAUAAUUUAAAUAUGAAUGACUUUGAAUCAGUAAUGAAGGCUCUUGAAAUGACCUUAUUUUUAUACAUUUAGGAUGUUGCUUAAAGUAUUUAUUCAGAAAUAAAAACUGGCGAAAAGCCGAUUCACAAAUUACUGAAUGAGUAAUACCAAGACAGGAUAGUUAAUUACAGUAAAUUUUUCAUACAUGUUAUGAACGUAAGAUUUUGUAGGUCCUAUCUUUUGUAGAAUUCUUUUGAAAGCAAAACAGAAAAAACACUCUAAACACUACUCCACAUUUACCUUUUGAGUAUGGUAGAUUUAUACAAAGUACUUAUGUUCACAUAUUAGUUAUCUAAUGCUUCCAAACUAGCCCCAAUUGCUAAUCUUAAAUACUAGCUUUACACACAAAUUAAUGACAAGUUUUUAAUUGAUUCCUUUGAAAAUCCUAUAAAAGAAUUCUAAAAUUCAAAUAGCGUUGAUGUUUUUGAAAAAGAAUCAUAAAAUAUCGAGGCAUACCUAACCGAAACAUUCACUGAAUUGGCUAAUGAAUAAUAAAAAUAAACACCAAGAUUAUGA